This is a messenger RNA of Capsaspora owczarzaki ATCC 30864, 1282 nucleotides long. RefSeq names its product TatD DNase domain containing 3. Gene Ontology annotation, molecular function: hydrolase activity, acting on ester bonds. NCBI's taxonomy places the organism in Eukaryota, Filasterea, Ministeriida, Capsasporidae. The record is from RefSeq and is a predicted model, not a curated record. The transcript is spliced from 3 exons. The coding region runs from base 51 to 1238 and encodes 395 amino acids.
UAUUAUUUAGUUUUGGUCGCAGUUGAUCAUUUAUCACUUUUUUUUUUGUUAUGCUGAGAUUGGUCGACGCUCACGUCCAUCUUGCGUACCCUGAUUUCGCGCACGACGCGGCCAGCGUGGUGGAGCGCGCCAAAGCACACGGCGUCGCCGCUGCUCUCUGCGUCUCUGUCAAUCACCACGAUGCACCCAGAGUGCUCGAGUUGGCUGCGGCGCAUCCCGAGUUUGCCGCGCCAUGUCUGGGAAUCCACCCGGUGCAGCACGAAGAGAGCGGCGUGCCACGCCCAGUCCGACCCGAAGAGACCGCCGCCAUGAUGGUGCUGCUCGAGAAGCACGCUGAUGUGCUUGUUGCUGUGGGUGAGAUUGGGCUCGAUUACAGUCCUUGGAUUCUGCGUGGCGAGGACUAUCGCCUCAAAAAGCUCGAACCGACUGCCGAAAUUGUCACCGUCGAGUCGUCGACUGCCGCAAGUGCUGAUCCCAACGAGCGGGAGCGUAUUGCCAAGGCCAACCAGAUUGCCGCCUUUCGAGAGCAAGUUUUGUUUGCCAAGGCCCAUGGUUUGCCCGUGAAUGUGCAUUCCCGCAACGCCGGCAAGUACGUCGUCGAGAUGCUGGCCGAAUUGCAGGCGGACAAGGUCUUGCUCCAUGCAUUUGACGGAUCUGCGGCCGUGGCCAAGCGCGCUGUUGCCCUGGGCUACUGCUUUUCCGUUCCACCAAACGUGGUUCGCUCUCCUCACUUUCAGCAGGUUGUCGCGACCAUCCCCAUCGAGAACUUGCUUCUUGAGACCGAUGCUCCAGCGCUGGCACCACUGCCAAAGCCUGCUGCAGCUGCAGGUGCCGACGCAAGUGCUGGAGACUGCUGCGGCGCGCCUGCCAGCUCGAGUCAAGCAGACAAUGUCAAAGCCGAAGAAGCUGUCGCGAGCCAGAGCGGCAGUUCUCCAGCUACCGCUACUACCACAGCCACAUCCUCUUCGUCGUCCUCGUUAGCGUCGUCAUCGAAGGGGAAAGGCAGUUCGAGUGGCAAAGCGUCCAGUAAGGCUUCCAAGGCUUCAGCCGCACCGCCGUUGGCCUUUGACGAUUUGGUGCCACCAGUACCAGACCCUGCCCGAAACGAACCCGCCAAUGUGUAUUUAUCUGCACAGGCGGUUGCUCGCAUCAAGAACAUCCCGGUGGAGGAGGUCGUCCGCAUUACCACCGCCAACGCCAUUCGAAUCUUCCCAAAGCUCGCCCGUCUUCUGGCGUAGGCGCGUCUGUCUGUCGGCACGCUUUGAGUGAGCUGUUUCUCGAU